GAUGCAUAUCCGCUUCGGGGGAUGUAUAAAUGCACGUAGGACUCGUUGCGGUCCGGUACCAACUCCUCAUUCUCACUUGCUGGCCAAGUUGUGAUAUACCCCCACACUCAAUAUUUUCACAUAUCUUUUGUUUUAUUCAUCAUGACAUCUGCUCGCGUGGAAGCUUCCUCCCUCAUUCCUGACUUGACCCACCAGACCAUCGAUGAUGGCCGUCUCAAGUUCAUGCAGCGACUUGGCGCCGGUGGCUAUGGCGUCGUAUACCGGGCCAUAGACACGACAUCCCCGUGCACCUCUUCCAACCCAGAACCCAAAGAAUAUGCCGUGAAGGUGGUGCAGAAGGCCAAACCCAACACGCGUAGCUGGCGCUACCAGAGACGGGAGAUCUCAGCUCAUAACACCUUGAAAGACCACCCCCACAUCCUCACGCUACACCAGGUCAUCGAGGACGAUUCCUAUAUCUAUCAUGUGUUGGAGUACUGCCCUGGUGGCGACCUGUUUUCCGCCGUCUUGGAGCGCGGCAUGCUCAUGGGGAAUGAUGAGCUGGUCAAGAAGGUCUUCGUCCAGAUCCUGGACGCAGUCCACUUCUGUCAUGAGAAUGGCAUCUACCACCGCGACCUCAAGCUGGAGAACAUCAUGUGCAUGAACGAUGAAGCCACUGAGGUUGUCGUUGGAGACUUUGGUAUCUGCACUGAUGCCUCGACGAGCAACUCGUUCGGCUGCGGAAGCAAGUGUUAUCUGAGUCCAGAAUGCAUUGGCAAGGACUUCAAUUACAAACGCUACUCUCCCAAGACUGGAGAUGUCUGGUCACUUGGCAUCCUCCUGGUCAGCAUGCUCGUCGGAUGCAUUCCGUGGAAAUACGCUAGCACGGACGAUCAGUGGUUCCUCAACUUCAUGGCGCAUGAGGAGUAUCUCUUCCGGACGCUUCCCAUUUCGCGGAAGGCAAACACACUUCUUCGGCGCAUCCUCACCUUCGACCCCACCAUCCGCAUCUCCAUUCCAGAACUACGUGAGGAGAUUCUACGCAUGGACACCUUCUUCGUCGAUCCGGACGAAUUCGACUGCGCUUCCCGCUGGGCGCAGGGACAUCGGGCCACUUCGAGACGACAAUGACAGCGUUAAUCAGCUGGAGGUCGUCGUCAUCAAAGACAGCAAUAAUGUCUUCCGGAUUGUUGACAGCUUCGGCACGGCCGCCUCCGCCUUUGUCAACCAGAGGAGAGAAGAUUCGGAUUCUGACGAUUCCGAUGAUGAGAGCAUUGGCCCCAUCACUCCUGAAACUCACGCGCAAGAUCCUGCUACGUUGGGAGACGUCCCAGAACUUAAGCUGGUGGAAGGGGAGGACUUAGAGGAUCCUAUUAGUCUCGUGCCUCUUGUGUCGAAGAAAAACCAGCGC
Molecule: messenger RNA, 1390 nt
Organism: Laetiporus sulphureus 93-53
Lineage: Eukaryota; Fungi; Basidiomycota; Agaricomycetes; Polyporales; Laetiporaceae
Product: Pkinase-domain-containing protein
Exons: 3
Coding region: 142-1110 (322 amino acids)
Biological process (GO): protein phosphorylation
Molecular function (GO): protein kinase activity; ATP binding
Source: RefSeq, a predicted model, not a curated record